Messenger RNA from Phaeodactylum tricornutum CCAP 1055/1, 868 nucleotides. RefSeq lists its product with no specific name. The record is from RefSeq and is a predicted model, not a curated record. Lineage: Eukaryota; Bacillariophyta; Bacillariophyceae; Surirellales; Neidiaceae. The coding region runs from base 122 to 790 and encodes 222 amino acids. The transcript has a single exon.
CACGAAACAAGUAUCUAUCUACCUAUUCAUUUCACGCCCCACCACCUCCACAAGAAGUUCUCCUUUUAGAGCCCCGGUGUACCAACACAAUUCUCGCUGUAGUAGUCGAGACUACCGCAGUAUGCUAUUCCUAAAUUUCUUCGUCAACGCUUGCUUGUUGUGGACGACUGGACUGCAGCUUCUUCUGUUGUCUUCCGGAAAGAUCUCGUCCGUCUCGGCCGAAGACGCCCCACCGCAACCGCUCCAGGAAGUCAAAUUUUACAAUCUUCCAUCGGUUGUCAAACUCAACGACAAAAACUUUGAGCACGAGACUCAAGCAUCCACGGGUGGCACCACCGGAUCCUGGUUGAUUUACUUCCACAAGUCCAGGGACGAUACCCUCAUCUACGGAGCCGUUCCGGACAACGACGUUUUGGCGGAACACCACAUUGUACUCGGAGCCGCCAACAUUAAAUAUAACGUGAACGUUUGGGAACGUAUGCGGGUUCGAGGCUUGCCGGCAUUCAUUUAUUUGCACAGGGGCAAGCUCUACCGGUAUCAGAAACCUGCCAUGGGCGGGUUUACGUGGAAAGGCUUGCUGCAGUUUUGUUUCGAAGACGUUCCCAAUAAUGUGUACGAGGGCGAACCGAUUCCAUCACCCAUGACGGCCUUUUCUCGUUUGAUGGAACUCGUCCGGUCGAUACAAAAGGAUGGCGGACGCUUCUUUGGUGGGAUCUUGCUAGUGUUUUCCAUUUUGGGAGCGGCUGCCUUGGCGGGACAAAAGAAGAAAGAAAAGAGCAAGACCGCUUGAACAUGCCUGUUAUAAUUGGAGUAUAGAUAAACGUGUCCGUAUGAAAAUGUAUACAGAGAUUUCACUUCUACCGUAAAC